UGCCAUGGCGGCUGGGGGUCCCCUGCACGAUCUCUGCGAGGAAGCCUCUUGCUCCAUCUGCCUGGACUUCUUCAGGGACCCCGUCAUGAUCGCCGAGUGCGGCCACAACUUCUGCCGAGCCUGCCUCACCCGCAGCUGGGAGGAGCCGUCGGGGGCCGCGGAGCCUUCCUGCCCCCAGUGCAGAGGAAAAGCUCAGCCCAACAGCCUCAGGCCGAACCAGCAACUGGCCAACUUUGUGGAAAUAGCCGAGAGAGUCGCUCUGCAAGAGGCCGGUGCGAAGGGGGGAGUCCGCAAGGAAGGAGUUUGCCAGAAGCACCAGGAGCCCUUGAAGCUCUUCUGCAAGGACGAUGAAGCCCUCAUCUGUGUGGUCUGUGACCGAUCCAAGGAGCACAGAGAUCAUGAAGUCCUUCCUCUUGAGGAGGCCUCCCAAGAGUACAAGGAUCAGUUCUGCAACCGUCUGGAGAUUCUGAAGAAGGAGAGGGAGAGAAUUGUGGCGUAUCAAGGAGAUGCGGAGAAGAAAAGCCAAGACCUGCUCAAACAAACUGAAGAAGAGAAGAAAGCGAUAGUAGCUAAGUUCAGGCAACUGCACACAUUUCUGGAGAAACAAGAGAACUUUUUGCUGGCCCAGAUGAAAAAGGUGGAGAAGGAGGUGGUGAGAAACAGGGAUCAGCAUCUGAACAGAAUCUGUGAGGAGCUCUCUUCUCUGGAAAGCCUCAUCCGGAAGAUGGAGGAGAAAUGUCAGCAGCCGGCCAGUGAUCUCCUGCAGGAUGUCAGAAGCACAUUGCAGAGGUAUGAAGACAAGGAGUCGUUUGAGAAUCCAGUGGCUAUUCCACUUGCACUGAAGCGGCACAUCUGGGACUUCUCAGAUUUAAAUCUCCUUUUGGAGGGCAUCAAGAAGCAACUCAAAGACACUCUGGAUUCUGGACUUCAUCUGCAGAAAGCAAAUGUGACUCUGGAUCCAGACACGGCCCAUCCAUGGCUCAUCCUGUCUGAGGGUCAGAAAAGCGUGCAAAUGGGAGAAAAAGCUCAAACUCUGCCCACCAGUCCGGAGAGAUUUGAGAACUAUAAUGCUGUGCUGGGCUGUGAGGGAUUCACAGGAGGCCGCCAUUUCUGGGAAAUCCUUGUGGGAAGUGAGGAAAGCUGGGCUGUGGGGGUGGCCAGAAAGUCUGUGAGGAGGAAGGGAGAACUCACUUUUAUUCCUGAGGAAGGGAUGUGGGCUGUGGGGAAGUGGGGAGGGAUGCACAGGGUUGGUAUAAAAGCUCACCCUCCCCUGACUGUGAGUGGGGAGCUGAAGAGGAUCCGAGUGUGCCUGAACUAUGCUGGGGGUCGAGUGGCCUUUUUUGAUGCUGACCGAGCAGCCCUUCUCUACGAGUUCUCUGGAGCCUCCUUCCAUGGAGAGACCCUCCUGCCCUUCUUUAGGGUGCAUAAAAAAGGCCGCCUCAAAAUCGAAAGUAGCUCUCUUCGUCUCUCCUCUCGCUUGGCGGAGGCGGCUGCCAUGGCAGCCGGGGAUCCCCUGCACGACCUCUGCGAGGAAGCCUCUUGCUCCAUCUGCCUGGACUAUUUCAACGACCCUGUCAUGAUUGCCGAGUGUGGCCACAGUUUCUGCCGAGGCUGCCUGACCCAGCUGGGGGAGCGGUCGGGGGCCACCGAGCCUGCCUGCCCCCAGUGCAGAGGAAGGGCUCAGCCAAGCAGCCUCCCCCAACAGCAGCUGGCCAACUUUGUGGAAAUAGCCGAGAGAGUCGCUCUGCAAGAGGCCGCAGUGGCAGCUGGAAAAGGGAGAGUUUGCCAGAAGCACCAGGAGCCCCUGAAGCUCUUCUGCAAGGACGAUGAAGCCCUCAUCUGCGUGGUCUGUGACCGAUCCAAGGAGCACAGAGAUCACGAAGUCCUUCCUCUUGAGGAGGCCUCCCAAGAGUACAAGGAUCAGUUCUGCAACUGUCUGGAGAUUCUGAAGAAGGAGAGAGAGAGAAUUGUGGCGUAUAAAGGAGACAUUGAGAGGGAAAGCCAAGACUUGCUUAAACAAACCCAAGGAGAGAAGCAAGAGGCAGUAGCAAAGUUCAGGCAACUGCACAUGUUUCUGGAGGAACAAGAGAAGCUUUUGCUGGCCCAGAUGGAAGAGGUGGAGAUGGAGGUGGCAAAGAAAAGGGACCAGCACCUGGCCGAACUCUCUGAGGCCCUCUCCUCUCUCGAAAGCCUCAUCCGGGAGAUGGAAGAGAAGUGUCAGCUGCCAGCCAGUGAUCUCCUGCAGGAUGCCAGAAGCACCUUGCAGAAGUAUGAAGAAAAGGAGUCAUUUGAGAAUCCAGUGGAUUUUCCACUUGCCCUGAAGUGGCACAUCUGGUACUUCUCAUAUUUCAGUCCCCCUUUGGAGGUCAUCAAGAGGCAAUUCAAAGACACUCUGGAUUCUGGACUUCAUCUGCAGAAAGCAAAUGUGACUCUGGAUCCAGACACAGCCCAUUCAUGGCUCAUCCUGUCUGAGGGUCAGAAAAGCGUGAGAGAAGGAGAAAAACCUCAAGCUCUGCCCAGAGGUCCGGAGAGAUUUGAGAUGUAUACUGCUGUGCUGGGCCGUGAGGGAUUCACAGGAGGCUGCCAUUUCUGGGAAGUCCUUGUGGGAAGUGAGGAAAGCUGGAUUGUGGGGGUGGCCAGAAAGUCUGUGAGGAGGAAGGGAGGCCUCACUUUUACUCCUGAGGAAGGGAUCUGGGCUGUGGGGAAGUGGUCAGGGAUGCACAGGGCUUAUAUAAAAGAACAUUACCCUCCCCUGACUGUGACUGGGGAGCUGAAGAGGAUCCGAGUAUGCCUGAGCUAUGCUGGGGGUCGAGUGGCCUUUUUUGAUGCUGACCGAGCAGCCCUUCUCUAUGAGUUCUCUGGAGCCUCCUUCCGUGGAGAGACUCUCUUGCCCUACUUUUGGGUGUAUAAAAAAGGCCACCUCAAAAUCUCUUCCUAGGACCU
Messenger RNA from Heteronotia binoei (common prickly gecko), 2943 nucleotides. RefSeq lists its product as uncharacterized. The record is from RefSeq and is a predicted model, not a curated record. Gene Ontology annotation, molecular function: protein binding; zinc ion binding. NCBI's taxonomy places the organism in Eukaryota, Metazoa, Chordata, Lepidosauria, Squamata, Gekkonidae.